This is a messenger RNA of Candidula unifasciata, 813 nucleotides long. NCBI's taxonomy places the organism in Eukaryota, Metazoa, Mollusca, Gastropoda, Stylommatophora, Geomitridae. The record is from the annotation of a GenBank genome assembly.
AUGGCUUUCUCAACCAAUAUGUCGGUUGCUGAGAGCUCUGUGUACCGAGCCAUCUACGACGUCGGUGAGCAACCCCUCCAGCUUGUAGGUCCAGGCGUGGCCCAGCCCUGGGCUCCCGACACUCUGGGCGACUCCACACAGAGAUGGACAUUCCUUCAGAAACUGUUGGCAAUAGAAAAGGCCCACGAUUGCCGGAGGAUUGAGAGAGAGAAGCAAACGUUGAAAGAGCAGCCACAGGUGAAGAAAAGUAAGAGGUCAGAUCUAACAGCCGAGCCAUCGAUACCAGACCUACAGCCUAGAUGGCUGCACGGACAGGUUCUUGAAGAAAGCCCAGGCGAGCCCGCAGGUUCAGAUGCUUGUUGCAGAACUGUGAGCUACCUGCCCAGCCUUGACACCGGUAAUCAAACAUCGACAUAUGCCUCUCACUCAGGCACACCCGUGGGCAAACACGCUCAUCAAACUUUAAACAAUGACUUAACCGCCUGGCCCAACACAGACAACGACCCGUCCAUGCCUGCUGGUGACCUAACCACCCCAGUCUCCCUCAGACUUUCCCGCCAAGACAGCAGCGUGCAUGAUCUGAGAUCCAGGAGAAAACGCCAGUUGAGGCUGCCACCGAUCUUGCUACCCAGAGUUUACACCGUCAACCCACGACCCCUGCAGUGUAGAGAGUUCCUGACUCCAACAACUAUCCGGGGUCCCAUCACGGACGAGGAAUGGGAAGAUCUAAAGAACUGUCGCUACAUCAGACAAGCCGUGCCUCGGUUCUGCCUGCAACUGGAUCCAUCUAACUUGUCGUCUUUCGAGUACUAA